UGCUGGAAGAUGGCCGCCAGCACCUGACCGAGCCCGGCGGCCAGCACGAAACACGAAUGGCCUUCGGGAAGUCGUGCUCAUAUCUUCAGGGCCCGAGGCAAGACAUAAUUCUCUACCUCCCCGCUCUGAUUCUUACAGGCCUCACCUGAGUCCCCCCGUCCUGCCCUCCUCAGUGGAUGGGACAGACGCCUGCAGAAACCAGGGAAGGGUCUGCUCACCCACCACGGCCGCAGCUGCGACACAGCUCUUGGUGCAACCGGCUCCCCCCGCCCUCCGCCAGGCCAGGUCCCCAUGCUCCUGUGGAUGCUGCUGCUCACCCUGGCUCCGGGACGAGGACAGACAGGGGUCCCUCCAAAGGCUUUCCUCCUCCUAAAACCUCCAUGGACCACAGCCUUUGAGAACGAGAAAGUGACUAUCGUGUGCAACAGUCCCCUCCCUCCGGUCCCAGGGGACGUAACCUGGUAUGACGACGAGAGCUUCCUGAGAAAAGGGUCGAAGGAGAUCCAAGUGAAAAAGUCUGGAUCUUACAGAUGCAGGACCUCGGGGUCCUCCCUCAGCGACCCUGUGCACGUGGAAUUCUCAUCUGGCGAGCUGAUCCUCCGGGCCCCGCACCCCAUCUUUGAAGGAGACAAUGUAACGCUGAAGUGCCAGGAGAGGAGUAAAAAGGUUACCGAAAAGAAAGUUUUCUACAAAGAUGGACAGAAACUCAGACGGGAAGAAGUCAGCGCUUCUGACUCUGACGCCAUCACCCUGCAGUCAGUCUCCAGUGACAACGGCCUUUAUCACUGUGCCACUCCUUUUCGUUGGUGGCAUGCUCUGGGUCUACCAGAAUCUACUUCAAACCGACUAAGGAUCCAGGUCCAAGAGCUGUUUCCGCUUCCCGUGCUGACGGCCAGCCCGGCCCAGCCCGUCGAGGGGGGCCCAGUGACGCUGACGUGCGAGACCCAGCUCUCUCCACAGAGGCCGGACGUCCGGCUCCGCUUCCGCUUCUUCAGAGAAAAGCAGCCCCUGGGGUCGGGCUGGAGCUGGUCCCCAGAGCUCCGGAUCCUCACUGUGUGGAGAGAAGACUCAUCCUACUGGUUCCCUGUGUCGCGCCCGGUCCUCACCGUCGGGACCCCCGGGGCCCGCGCCGUGCCGGGGGACGUGCUGCAGCUCCACUGCGAGGUGCCGAGGGGCUCGCCGCCCAUCCUGUACCGAUUUUACCGCGGGGACGUCGCCCUGGGGAGCAGCCCGGCCCCCUCUGGAGGAGGCGCGUCCCUCAACCUCUCUGUGACCGAAGAACAUUCUGGAAACUACUCCUGCGAGGCCGACAACGGCUUGGGGGCCCAGCGCAGCGAGGCGGUGACACUCAGCGUCACAGUUCCCGUGUCACGCCCCGUCCUCACCCUUGCGGCUCCUGGGACCCGCGCCGUGGUAGGGGACGUGGUAGAGCUCCACUGUGAGGCCCAGAGAGGCUCACCCCCAAUCUUGUAUCGGUUUUACCAUGAGGACAUUGCCUUGGGGAGCAGCGUAGCCCUCUCUGGAGGAGGUGCGUCCUUCAACCUCUCUCUGACCAAAGAAUAUUCUGGAAACUACUCCUGCGAGGCCGAAAAUGGCCCAGGGGCCCAGCACAGCGAGGCAGUGACAUUCAACUUCACAGGGUCUUCCAGGAACAGAAUAAUCCUUGUCACCGUGGGAGUCGCCGGGGGACUACUCAGCGUUGUCAGCCUCGCGGCUCUGGUGCGUUGCAUUGGAACCCAGAGGAAAUCAGGAGGACUUCCUGCCGCCGGGACACCCAGUUACAGUCCCAGUGAGUGUCACGAGCUUUCCUUGACCAGGCCCUCAAGCCCAGGUGCGCAAGAGCUCACCCGCCACGAGCCAGCAGCGGGAGCGGAGCUGCAGCCGGUGUACAGCAACGUGGGUCCUGGGGACGGCUGCCUCUAUUCCCAGAUCUGGAGCACCCCGCACACGAGACAGAAUUCAGAAGCGGAUUCACCCAGGAUGCACCGGGAGGGCAAGGAACCCAUUGUCAUCUACUCAGAGUUGAAGAAGAGACAUCCAGAUGACUCUGCAGGACAGGCCAGCGGUAGAGGUAGCAUCCACGGAGAUGACAUGCAAAGCUAUGAGAAUGUCCCAUGCACAUCCUCAGCCUGGGGACGCUAGCCCCAGAUCCAGAGGGGCCCACAGAGACCCUGGGAAGCACUGUCCCUGUCCCCGGCGAGCACCUACCCCCUUGCCUCCAGUGAGCCCACAUGAGACAUCUGCGCCUGAGUCUGUGUGAUCCAGGGGCAGAGUGGCCAUGUCUGAGUGAGCGCAGUGUCCUUUUCACAGUAGAGACGUGUGUGAAGGCCGAGUGGGUGACCCUCAGCUCUUGGGUCUGUGGACUAGGGGACAGAGAAGCGGCCUGGCUGGGACACAGGGGCGUGGCCGUGACCACUGGAUCUCAGUGCGACCAAAAGCGUUUGAUGCGCUCUCUGCAUAAACUGUCCACUUCAAACGUUUUGUUUCCUCUUUCCGUGGUUGGUAGUGGCAUCACCGAUGUUGCGGUGUGUAUGCCGUGUUCCAGCCACCAAACUGGAAGUGACCAAAAGAAUUUGUGCUGUCUACACUGUUUCUUCGUGAGAUCUAUACCGGUACUGAGAAUUCUUUAAAACAGGCCGGUCUCAAUGAGAGAGGGCUUCCAAGUUGUCCGGUUAGAUCUGCUGUGGGAAGAACGGUGCUCCCACAGCAUCCUGACGCCCAAGCCCCCGCCCCGCACGUGGCCUGGGCGGUGGCCUUCGGGGCUGACGAAUAGGAGGCAGGCCACCAGCAGACUGGUGUCCUUGCACAAAGAAGAAGAGACACCAGAGACGUCUCUGUCUCCCCUCGUGCACACAGAGGGAGGCCACGUGGGGGACAGCAAGAGGGCAGCCGUGACUUCCAUUAAAUAACAGCGACCCUUCGUAGCUGUGAAAAUGCCUCAGUCGUGACGGUGCCACGCGAAUGUCAAAUGUGCUUUUCACCUGAGAGUCAGAAACUUAGACCACAGAAAGUAUAACAGCAAAAUAUGGUCUGGUUUGAGGUUUUUAAUCUUAGGUUAAUGACUUGAACGAGCAGCCAGUUUGCUGAGGGUAAAUGAUUUUGUUCGUUACGGAGGAAGGGCUCGCGGCCUCGUUGCCAUGGCAGCUGGUGCAAAAUGCGCCCCAGAGCGGAGGCCAGGCCUUCGGGGGAGCAGGAAGCCACUAGACUUUGCUCCGAACACCUCCGCACUCAAGGCUCCAGGAAGAGCAGGGCCACCUGUGGGGAGGGGGGAGCGCGUCGCUAGGUGCCAGCUGUGGAAGCCAUCUGAAAGGGCAGUGACGAAAAGCAGAUGUGUCCGUAUUCACUUGAGACAAUCGAUGGAGGCGGCAUCCCAUGGGCACGGGUCCUUCUG
Molecule: messenger RNA, 3391 nt
Organism: Pteropus alecto (black flying fox)
Lineage: Eukaryota; Metazoa; Chordata; Mammalia; Chiroptera; Pteropodidae
Gene: FCRL3
Product: Fc receptor like 3
Exons: 13
Coding region: 292-2142 (616 amino acids)
Biological process (GO): cell surface receptor signaling pathway
Molecular function (GO): transmembrane signaling receptor activity
Source: RefSeq, a predicted model, not a curated record